Oppiella nova is the source of this 248-nucleotide messenger RNA. Lineage: Eukaryota; Metazoa; Arthropoda; Arachnida; Sarcoptiformes; Oppiidae. The record is from the annotation of a GenBank genome assembly.
AUGUCACGUUUGACCAAGAACUAUUAUUACAUCACAGAUAUCGCAGAGCUCUAUAGAGUAUCGUGUGAGAUUAUUAGCAGGGAUAUCUCACACUUGACCAAUUACUCAAAACACUUGACUACGUUUAAUAAAAUGUGUCCAGGUGAUCAGUUGGCACUCAUAAAGUACGGGUCUCUGGAGGUUCUUAUUCUUAGGAUUCAGACAGCUCAUUUGUGAUUAAACUGGAUAUAUUAAAACCUGAGAAACGC